Amphiprion ocellaris (clown anemonefish) is the source of this 4289-nucleotide messenger RNA. RefSeq names its product stomatin (gene stom). The coding region runs from base 129 to 1016 and encodes 295 amino acids. The record is from RefSeq and is a predicted model, not a curated record. Gene Ontology annotation, cellular component: plasma membrane. The transcript is spliced from 8 exons. Lineage: Eukaryota; Metazoa; Chordata; Actinopteri; Pomacentridae.
CACAACACCUACCAGUCAGAGAUGAGGGAGAACAGACCCUGAUCACAGCAGCAGCCUCAGGACACGACCGUUACCGUAAACACGCCGCCGCCUACAGUCACCGUUAGACGGUUUAUUUCACCGGGAAGAUGCGCAACGACAACGAAGACGUCGCAAUGAAGGAGUCCAGGAGACGAGAACGUCAAGCAGGCCGAUGCACACAUGAUGUACCUAAUUUUGAAGCUUUGGAGAAUCCAGAGACGGACAUUGGCUUGUGUGGAUGGGUGCUGGUUGGCGCCUCUCUUCUUCUGAUGCUGCUGACUCUGCCCCUCUCCAUAUGGAUGUGCAUUAAGAUUGUGAAGGAGUAUGAGCGAGCCAUUAUCUUCCGCCUGGGGCGCAUUUUGCGAGGAGGAGCCAAAGGACCAGGGUUGUUCUUCAUCUUGCCGUGCACUGACAGCUUUAUUAAUGUGGACAUGCGCACCAUUAGCUUUGACAUCCCACCGCAAGAGGUUUUGACCAAAGACUCUGUGACGGUGAGCGUUGAUGGUGUGGUGUACUACCGGGUCCAGAAUGCUACUCUGGCUGUGGCUAACAUCACUAAUGCUGACGCUGCUACCCGACUGUUGGCCCAGACCACCCUGAGGAACGUUCUGGGCACCAAGAACCUGGCAGAGAUCCUGUCUGACCGAGAAGAAAUCGCACACAGCAUGCAGAGCACUCUGGAUGAUGCUACAGAUGACUGGGGAAUCAAGGUGGAGCGGGUGGAGAUCAAAGAUGUGAAGCUGCCCCUUCAGCUCCAGAGAGCCAUGGCAGCUGAGGCCGAGGCCAGUCGUGAGGCCAGAGCCAAGGUGAUCGCAGCAGAAGGUGAGAUGAACGCAUCCCGAGCGCUGAAGGAGGCCUCUCUGGUGAUCGCAGAGUCUCCAUCGGCUCUGCAGCUGCGUUACCUCCAGACCCUCAACACCAUCGCUGCAGAGAAGAACUCCACUAUCAUCUUCCCACUGCCGCUGGAGAUGAUGCACGGGUUCAUAAAACACUGAGUCUCAAAACACUUCGCUCACACACUCAGAUAACAUGCACCACAUAACACACAUACAGCACAUUUAACACAUUUUAGCUAGCAGUGCUAAACAUGACAUUCAAAGAAUUAGUAGAGAUCAACUGAUCAACUGCUGCUUUUGUUUUUAUUACGUGGUCAUUGUUACAUGUGAACACUACUUGCCGAUAUUGGCCAGCAGGUAACGCACACACACAUAUGUUUUGAAACACAAACUAGGUGAUCAUUUUCUUGCUCAUAUAUCUUGGGUUACCUCUUUUAAAAUUGCUGCUUUACUGCAAACAUUCUUUUAAAUUAAGCCUACUCUGCGGGCUUCUAAUUGUUGUGGUAUAGCAACAGUUAAAACAUUUGCUUUGCUUUUCUGGGAUGAGUUUCUGAUCUGAUUUGAGGAAUCCUCAUCAGUUCAUUGUGCUCAGUCAGCUGAAAGACUUUCAAAACCAGAAAAAUCUACAGCUGUUCAUUUGGUGCGUCUGCCAAUAACUGACUGAUCCAAUCCAAACCCAAGAGUAAGGAGGCUUCGCAUCUCCAUCAUGGACCCGUCCGCCUAGCCUCGUUGGCACCCAUUUUGAUAAGCCAGAAGGAUGCUCCUGGCCGGUAGGAUUUAAGUAUUGAAUUACCGGAAUGUUUUGAGAUCUAGCCCUUGUCCACACAUAGCCGGGUAUCUCACAAAACGAAGAUAUUUUUCUACGAUUCGGCCUAUCAUCCACACGAAAACGUAGAUUUACGUCAUUAAAAAUGAUUCUUUUUAAAAACUCCGACCAAAGUGAAGAUUUGCGAAUUCUCCGUUUUAUGCAUCUGCAUGUGGACAUCAGUAAACGGGGUUUUGCGUUUUGAAACGUCACCGCCUGCGACAAAAUAUGUUCUUACGUCACAUAUGCGACCUGUGUUUACAUUCGGUAACCGUAUGGAUGCUCUCACAAGGUUUUGGGCGCUUUUUACUUGCUUGUUUUUACAAGCCCAGAUACUGCUCCACAUUCAACAACACAGGCGAAGGACGACGUUAAGGACGGUUAUUCUCCACCACCUUGCUAGGAUUUGGGGAACUACUGCCACCUAAAGGUCCGGCAUGCUUAUGAAUGUGCUGAAAAACGCACACGCGGUUAGGUGUAGAUGAAGUUUUUUUCUAAAAACGAGGUGGUGUGUAUGUAAGUUUUUUUCUAGACGGAGGGGGCAGGAUAUUCGGUUUUACAAAAACCCGGCUACGUGUGGACAAGGCCCUAGUUACGAGCACCAGUUGAUCAGGCUGGUGACCAGGUGGGAGUCUGGUGGCAAAGGUGGUUAAAAAGUUUAAAGAAACAGGCAGUGUCAUGGACAAACCCAUUCUGGACGACCAAAUGUAUCAGCCAAAACUAAAGGACUGGUCAUGGCUAGAAUUGAUACUAGCCCCAAAAAAUCACUUCCCUAACCCCAACCCAUCGUUCACAUCCACUGAGAAGUACUAGUUCAACUCUUUCUUCGGUCGACAAAGCCAUAUUUAAUCUGUGGAGACAAAAAAAUUAUAUAUGAUAGAUAUUAUGUGUUUCCAGACUUUAGGGACACCCUGUAUUUUUCAAAUAUUACAGUUUGCUCUUUGACAAGAUGCCACUAGACCUGGUCGUGUUUAUAAUUGUUAUUCUGGUGCUAACUUCAUGUCUUUAGCGUGACAAAGACUGCUUGUCCUGACUGCAGUUUUUGGGUUAGGUGAAGCCAGAUAACCAAACAACAACAUAGAUAUACUGAACUUGCUACGUAGUAUAGGCUUUUGUCUUGCUGUUUUAUUUUUUGUCCAUAUUUUAUGCUACAAAUGUAGAAAUCAGCCAAGGCUCUGUGAUUGUCAAAGUACCACACAACCUCAAACUUUCUCAUCAUCCGUUAUACAAACAUUUUAAAGUGCCUGCUGGAUAUGUGGCCUUCACACACACACACUGACACACACAUCUUUAUCCAUAUAUAUCUGGUAUCUCCUGAUACUGUAGCACUACUGCAACCACUGCCAGCAUCUUAAUGCUGCGUUCAUUUAUUAUCUGAAGUGUUUUAAUUAUAUCGAUAUUCUGACAGAUAGUUUUGUCAUCAAACCCUAAAACGACUGUGGUUUGAAAUGUGCUAAUUUCACUAUAUUUUAGUGUAAAAGUCACUGAACUCUCUGCACUAACUUUAACAUCGUAGGCUUGAAGGUUUAAAGAGGUACAGUACACGUGGCACUGUACUUUGUUUGCUUUAUUGUUUGGCUUUCAUGUAGAGAAUGAAAGCAAUAAGAACUGACAUGCUGGUGUAAAAUUGCUCAAUUUGGCAUUUUACCACGUUGAAUGUUGUACAUACAGUAAGUGUAGUUGCGUAUAUGUUUUAUAUGAUUAUAUUUGCUUUGUUGUGUACUAACCAGCAGUAUCAGACUGUCAGUGAUACACAAAUACUAACACAGAAACACAUUCAGACGCAGAUGUACUCCUUUUCUCUUACUGCUUAUAAUCACAUUACAAGCUGAAAUGUCAUUUGCUUUCUAUUAACACGCAAGAGGGUGGACAAAAUAAUAGAAACACAUAGAAAAAGUCGACAUUUUCAGCAACCUCAACUUGGUCGCUUGCUCCUUUUAUUUUGUCCACCCACUCUCUGACUUCGUUCCUGCUUAGAAGAAGCAGAAUCUGCAACUCUUUCAACCAAAAAAGCCUUAACUUACUGCCAUCUAUUCAUUUUAGCGUCAUUCUAUGCACUUCUAAAUGAACUACUUUAUUUUACUAUCUGCAUACACUCUUUCUGGGUGUAACACAAGCCAAAUCUUUGUAUUCGUUUGUCUGGAAACUGACAUGUGCUCUAGUUGUGUAGUUGAAGAGUUUAUCGCAGUAUUUAUCCUUCGUCUGACCACUUAGUGUUUAUAUACCUAUAUAGUAGUGUGGACUUUAUUAUCGCUUUGCUGUGGCGGGACGGACGGGUCAGGUCUGUUACUUUUGCCUGAAACACAGUGUAAUGCACCUUUUUUGUUAUGGAAUUUUAGGCUGUUACAUUAUACUACAGUAACUCCUGUAUUUUUAGCUGUUGCUGCAACAAAAGAAGAGUUAUUUUGCUGCAGAGUGAAUUCAAAUGACUCGCCAGGCGUUUGUGGUUGUUUUUGUUCCAAACCCCGGCAGAGUCUGGGUUUGGGGAGAUUUUUCACCUGGGGUUGAACGUUUAUGGGGUUGUUUUUGCAGCUAACACUAUUGUUUUGUACAUUUUCCUAAUGAUUUGAUAUGAUUUUAUCUUGAUAUAUAUGAAAACUUCAAAUAAAUAUGCUAUCUUAAAAGCA